CCGCCAUGCCAUCCCAGUUGGAAGGUGCUAUGGAUACGCUGAUCCAAGUCUUCCACAACUACUCCGGCAAGGAGGGGGACAUGUACAAGCUCAACAAGGGCGAACUCAAGGACCUUCUGCAGCAUGAGCUGGAACAUUUCCUGGCGGCUCAGAAGGACCCAUCACUAGUGGACAAUAUCAUGAAAGAUCUUGAUUCCAAUAGAGACAAUGAGGUGGAUUUCAAUGAAUUUGUUAUUUUAGUUGCUGCUCUAACUGUUGCCUGCAAUGAUUUCUUUCAGGAGACACUUAGAAAAAAAUCAAACACCAAAUAGAACUCAAAAUAUAUUAAACAGGCACCUUAGUGAAUUCCAUGCU
Messenger RNA from Pristis pectinata (smalltooth sawfish), 354 nucleotides. It is a transcript of the gene s100z, whose product is annotated as S100 calcium binding protein Z. The record is from RefSeq and is a predicted model, not a curated record. Lineage: Eukaryota; Metazoa; Chordata; Chondrichthyes; Rhinopristiformes; Pristidae. The transcript is spliced from 2 exons. Gene Ontology annotation, cellular component: cytoplasm. The coding region runs from base 6 to 311 and encodes 101 amino acids. Gene Ontology annotation, molecular function: calcium ion binding.